Corylus avellana is the source of this 1076-nucleotide messenger RNA. RefSeq names its product HMG-box (high mobility group) DNA-binding family protein. Gene Ontology annotation, cellular component: nucleus. Lineage: Eukaryota; Viridiplantae; Streptophyta; Magnoliopsida; Fagales; Betulaceae. Gene Ontology annotation, molecular function: DNA binding. The record is from RefSeq and is a predicted model, not a curated record. Gene Ontology annotation, biological process: polar nucleus fusion.
AAAGCCCCAAUUAGAAGAAAAUGCACGGAGAAGCUAAAAAGUUGCAGGGCAGAGCUUGAAGUAAAUGCUCUAAUGGCGAAUCCACCUAGGACCCGGAAGAGGGUCCUCGCAGUUCUCCGUGCCUCCGAUGGAAGCGCCUAUCAGAAAUGCAACAACUGUGGGGUUUCGAUGGCGGUCGCUUUGGCUGAUAUGCACGAGUGUGAAACCAAGAAGGAGGGGGUGGUAAAGAGGUUCAGAGGUGUGUGUGGGAAGCAAAGCGUUGUGAAACAGAGCUUUGGGGACCAACCCAGAUCGCCUUUUCGGAUUUUCAUAUGUGGAAGUGCAGCUCAACAUAAAAGGGAAAGCUUUGUGAAGACCUGCGAGACUAGAAAUUCAAUUAGCAUUGAUCAAGAGGGGUUUGACACUUGGAAAAACAUGUCCAAGGAGGAGAGGAAACCAUACAUCAGUGAAGCGGAAAGGGUCAACACUUCUUUCUUCAAAACUUUGCUUGAAGAAAUAAAGACUAUGCAAAAGGUCGAUGACGAGGCAGAUUCAGUUACGGUUGGGAAGUUUGAUCAGUUAUAUGAAGACUAUGAAGACAGUGAAGACUACGAGAACUCUUAUAGCUAUGACAGUUCUCAGUGUGGAGAAACUGAGAGUUUAGACACUUAUGGCACUACCGAUUCCUGAAAUUCAUGAAAUCAGAAAUGGUGCAAUCAUGGAUUGUUAAGAAAUCUGGCUGAAGUUGAAGUUUUGCAAGUGAAGGCCCCCUUCCUUGUCAAUUUUGGGUUGAAGGGGGCCAAUCAAUUUGGCAAUGGCAGAAAUCUAGAUCCUUACAGGAUUUGUGCCAUUACCUAUUUUCUCAAGGCAAGUCCAUUUGGCUAUUGUAGAGUGCGUUAGGGGUUUUUGAUUGUAGCCAGUAGAUAUCUAUUUUCCUUCAUAGUGUUUGGAAGGUUUCGCAUUUGCAGUUUUUUUUUGGCUCUAUUUGAGAUAGAAAGAGCUUGGUACUUCAGUGGAAACGUUUUGUCAUGUUUUUGUUUUGAAAUGUUCCCUUCAUAUGCAAUGCGAUGCACCGAAGGUAUUCUGUUGUGAGUUCA